Molecule: messenger RNA, 1293 nt
Organism: Plasmopara halstedii
Lineage: Eukaryota; Oomycota; Peronosporomycetes; Peronosporales; Peronosporaceae
Product: voltage-gated ion channel superfamily
Exons: 4
Coding region: 1-1293 (430 amino acids)
Biological process (GO): potassium ion transmembrane transport
Cellular component (GO): membrane
Molecular function (GO): voltage-gated potassium channel activity
Source: RefSeq, a predicted model, not a curated record
AUGAAAGAAUUGCCAAAGCAACGAGGCCGUUCAGGCCGUUCAUGUACGGAACAAUCGAUGCUGUUAUCUACGCCAUCACCGUCGCGAUGGCGUCGCUUUAAUGUGACACACAGACGGAACACGACACUGCGCCAAGACAUCUGGACUGUACUCCGAUUUCGUUCGUCUCUACAGCAUGGCUAUGGACUGCAACUUGCAUCGUAUAUAUUAGAGCUCAGUGUCCUCAUACUCGUCCUGUUGAACGUGGUAGUGGCUGUGUCCGAAUCCUCUGUUAUACCUGAUGCAAAGUUGGCAUCUUCAUCUAGUCCACCUCAGGGCAACGGCUGGAUGGAUAGUUUUCUGUUAGUGUCCACGAUUAUUUUUUCCAUCGAGUACGCUCUACGAUUAUGGUCGUGCGUAGAGGACGAGCGAUUCAGCAAAGGGUCAAUUCGAGGACGAAUGAUCUGGAUGAUGCAACCUCUUUCACUGAUAGAUCUUUUAGCCUUGUUCCCGUUCUAUUUGGAGCUCGCUGUGAAAUUUGACACACACGACCAUGGCGGUUUGACAUUACGAAGUCUUCGGCUACUUCGGGUCGUGUCUUUUUUGCGACUAGAGCGCAUGUACAGCGCUAUGAAGAAUCUUCAAGUGAUUUUUGCUCGCAAAAAAGAGGAGUUCUUGGUUGUGUCGUAUCUAACGGCAGUGGUCGUACUCACAUCGUCAUUGCUGAUCUUUUUCUUUGAGCACGUGGCGCAGCCUACUGUGUUCUCAAACUUUAGCGUUUGUGUGUGGUGGUCCGUCGAAACGAUAACAUCCCUUGGCUACGGCGACAUUGUGCCCAUUACGAGUAUUGGUCGAGUGGUUGCCGCCUCGCUCGCGCUGUGGGGUGUUGUUUUGUUUACCAUUCCUGGUGCAGUAUUGGGAAGUGGGUUUAUUGAGGUUAUGCUAGAGAAACAGCAUGAGGAGGAGGCUGAAUUGAAUCACUUGGCUGUAGACAAUGUUGGGUCGAGCAAGAAUAAUAAACCACCGUCUGUUGAAUGCUUAAGCGAGGGCGAAAACGCACUCUAUGGAAGUCAAUUGGAUACUGAAGCAGCAGUACAUUUGUCUGUUUCGACAAAUAAUCCAUCAACAUUGCACGCUGUGCCUUCGAUGCGAACUGAAUUUCUGUUUCAGAGGAUUGAGACCAUAACGGCAAGCCAGCACCGCCUGGAAACGCAAGCUCAUCAGCAUCAACAGCUGCUUGAACGGCUUAUACAACUGUUCGAGACCGUGCCUCCCUCAAAUGGUUUGUCAAAUGCGUCAAUGCGACAUAAUUAG